AUGUCGUCGUCUCAGCAGCUGCCUGCAAAUGCGGUGCCGGCCUCUGAACUUGGGUUGACCGAAGAGCAAGUCCAGUUGUUACAAAAUGGACAACAGGAGGUGGCGGCUGCGAACCCCGGGUCGACUUCAUCUCGUGCAGCAAGCCGGGCUUCAUCUCAGGGGCUGCUUAUGAUGGAUAGUUCAUCCCUCGCUCAACUUGGGCGACACUUUGACCGGGUUAUGCAGUCGAUACAGCAGCGCCUUGAGUUCUUGACCCAGCAGUCACAAAUAGUGACACUCAGCAUAUAUGAUCAAGCUGGCAACCUUAUUGACAACGCCGAUGCGGAGAUUCAACGUUACCAUGAUAUCAUGGCACAGAUUGACGAACUUGAAUUGGAAUUCGACAAAAUAGCAAACAUUCGUGAUAUUGUCAAGGACUUUCGCCGUCAUGCGGAGGAGCUGGAACGCGAACUGGAUCGCUCUGGUAGCAGCUCAUCUAGAAGGGAGAGACAUGGCCACAGCCACUCAUCGCAUCGUAACCAUGGACACUCUAGCUCUGGGAAGCGACGAAGCUGA
Messenger RNA from Thermochaetoides thermophila DSM 1495, 555 nucleotides. RefSeq lists its product as uncharacterized. Gene Ontology annotation, biological process: endosome organization. Gene Ontology annotation, cellular component: BLOC-1 complex. The coding region runs from base 1 to 555 and encodes 184 amino acids. The record is from RefSeq and is a predicted model, not a curated record. NCBI's taxonomy places the organism in Eukaryota, Fungi, Ascomycota, Sordariomycetes, Sordariales, Chaetomiaceae. The transcript has a single exon.